GGCCGCCUUCCAGUCGCGGGCUUGCGCUGCAAUCGCGGCGAGGAAACGGCCAGUGCUUCACCAGCUGUCGAGGCCGAAUGGUUGGCCUCGUCAACCCCUUCGUCUGACCGCGUUUUCUCUCUCUUUCUCUCUUUCGCCCAUUGUCUCUCUUUCUCUCUCUGCUCGUUCUCCUCUCCUCCACCGCCCUCUCGAUCCGUCGGCCUCGUGGUCCGUCGAGGAAGGUGGAAUUAUAAGGUGGAAGGAAGUGGGUUCGACAACGCAAGGAUUUAACAACGCAGGGAGGAAAGAUGAGACGCAUCGGCAUCCUCAUCGUUUGCCUAUUGGUCGUGCUCGGUUUUUACGGUAUAAACGCGAUGCAAUGUUAUCUCUGCAACAGUCACAACGACAGCCGAUGCGCCGACGAGAAUCCACCGGACGCGUUGAAAAAAGAUUGUUCCGAUCUGAAGAACGGCGCAAAAUACACCAUGUGUCGAAAGAUCACGCAAGUCAUCGAGUUCAGCGUUAAUGGACUUCCACCCGACACGAGAGUGAUAAGAGGCUGCGGAUGGGACGAGUCGAAUUACAAGGGGAAGUGUUACCAGAGGAGCGGUUUCGGUGGCCGCCAAGAGGUCUGCUCGUGUUUGACAGACUUUUGCAACACUGGUACACCGAGCGUUCUACCGCCAACGUCGCUGAUCGCCACGUGCGUCGCCGCCAGUGUCCUUCUAGCGUAUAUGCGUAAUAAUUAAUUUCCUCGAAAGUAAAGAAAAAAGAUAAAAAAAAAAAAAAAGAAAAAGAAAAUAGGGAAAAUAUCGACAUACUCUUUUUCGACAUAUUUGGUCGACGACAAAGAUCAACAUUCCGCGAGUUCGAGAUCGUUAGUUAUAGAAUAUUCGAGUAUCGUAUCGUAUGUAAGUAAGAAGGAUGAUAUGUGAGCAAGAGAGACGGAAACUGACGAUCUCGAAAACGAACGAGAAAUUUGAAUUUUACGCAAAAAAAAAAAAAUUCUAGAGACACUGUGCAGUGGCUUCCUCUCCUGUCCAUCGGGUUCAAGAAAUUAAAAAAGAAAAAAAAAAAAUAUCGUAGCUUUAGAUGAGAUUAUGCGUAUACGUAUACAAUGCUGUUUCUCGAGAGGGGAAAGAUCGCUUUUUAACGGAAAGAAACGAAAUAAAAACGAUGUUGAAAGACGCGAAAUUUUUCAAUCAGAAUUUUAGAUCUUUAUCAAUUUUUAACCGGGAUAAAACGAUUGUAUAAGGGAUUCGGGGACGGUAGGAUAAUACGAUUUUUUGGUACUUUUUAGACGUCGAAACAGCUUGGCGAGUAUUUCCUCGAUCGUGUAUAAUUCUUCUUGGGGGAAAA
This is a messenger RNA of Apis florea (little honeybee), 1338 nucleotides long. RefSeq lists its product as uncharacterized. The record is from RefSeq and is a predicted model, not a curated record. NCBI's taxonomy places the organism in Eukaryota, Metazoa, Arthropoda, Insecta, Hymenoptera, Apidae. Gene Ontology annotation, biological process: sleep; positive regulation of voltage-gated potassium channel activity; regulation of synaptic transmission, cholinergic.